This is a messenger RNA of Eucalyptus grandis, 762 nucleotides long. RefSeq names its product root phototropism protein 3-like. Gene Ontology annotation, molecular function: protein binding. The transcript has 4 exons. Lineage: Eukaryota; Viridiplantae; Streptophyta; Magnoliopsida; Myrtales; Myrtaceae. The record is from RefSeq and is a predicted model, not a curated record. The coding region runs from base 163 to 762 and encodes 199 amino acids.
UUUGACUACUACACCUGUGCUGGUCCUGCUGGAGUGAAGGAGGCUCCUAGAACUUCGGUCGUAAUGCGACGUAGCCGAGCGCGAAACUGCUAUAAAACCAUGUCCUCCAGCUGAUAACUUCAUCAGUGUAUGCUCUAAACACAAGUUCUCUUCGAAUCCAAGAUGGAUAAGACGAUCAUGGGUAGUGCGAAACCUGAUGGAUCGGUAGUUGGUGCAGCGAGUGAUGGUUCUGCAGAUUUCGCAGCGGGGACUCUAGAACGGCGAGGCAAGAAGUGGAUUAUGCAGACGGGAGUUGCUAGCGAUCUCAUCAUACAACUGGGAAAUCACAGCUUUCGCUUGCACAAGCUUCCCAUGGUCUCAAGAAGUGGCUACAUAAACCGAUUGGUAUUUGAAAGGAAAGGAAAAGCAGACAGCGAGAAGUCCACGCCUAUAAACUUAGACAACGUUCCUGGCGGAGUGAAAACUUUUGAGUUGGUAGUGAGAUUCUGUUACGGUCUGAAGCUUGAUCUAACGGCAUCGAAUAUUGCCCUCUGUACUGUGCUUAAAAGUUGCGAGGCCAUAUCUCCUUGGGCCAAGCAGUUGAAAAUUUUGAACCGGUGCUCAGAGGCCAUAGCAUGGAAAGCCUGCACCGAUCAUAAUGCAUUCAGCUUCAGUACCUGCGACGCAGCCCUCUUUGGUAUUCAAGGAAUAGGUCGACAUACUCAGAAGUCGAAGUUUCUCUUGAUCAAUGGUGGUUUGAGGAGGUCUCGCUGCUGCGGAUAG